Molecule: messenger RNA, 2489 nt
Organism: Lates calcarifer (barramundi perch)
Lineage: Eukaryota; Metazoa; Chordata; Actinopteri; Centropomidae
Gene: uroc1
Product: urocanate hydratase 1
Biological process (GO): L-histidine catabolic process
Molecular function (GO): urocanate hydratase activity
Source: RefSeq, a predicted model, not a curated record
CGCCCUCAAAUCUUUAUAAGUACACCAUUUACCUCUCUCAGAGGAUCAUUUAGAGUGAGGCUGGGUGCUACCUUCAAUCUCUAGCCUGAUCUCUGCCUCCAGGUCUCUGUUCUUGAUAGAAAAUACCCAACAGGAUGUCUAAUUUAAAGGAGAUAUGCAGUGGUUUACCUCUGGACCCUUUGCCACCUAACCAGGGAAGAGAUCCCAGUGUGCCACAUGCACCUAUCAGGACCCCAAACCUCACAGCAGAGGAAGAGAGGUUGGCAUUGAGAAAUGCCCUGAGAUAUUUCCCUCCAUCUCACCACACAACCCUCGCACCCGAAUUUGCUCAAGAGCUGCGGCAGUAUGGGCACAUCUACAUGUACCGCUUCUGCCCCACGUUCCGCAUGAGAGCUUACCCCAUAGAUCAGUACCCGUGUCGCACACGUCAAGCAGCAUCUAUAAUGUUAAUGAUCAUGAACAACCUGGACCCAGCAGUUGCUCAGUUUCCCCAGGAGCUCGUCACCUAUGGAGGCAAUGGACAGGUGUUUAGUAACUGGGCCCAGUUCCGCCUGGUGAUGCAUUACCUGAGUGAGAUGACAGAAGAGCAAACUUUGGUCAUGUACAGUGGUCAUCCCAUGGGCCUGUUCCCCAGCCUGCCCUCCUCACCUCGUGCCAUCAUCACCAACGGCAUGGUUAUUCCCAAUUACUCCUCCAGAGGCCAGUAUGAAAAGAUGUUUGCUCUCGGGGUAUCAAUGUAUGGUCAAAUGACAGCAGGCAGCUACUGCUACAUUGGACCCCAAGGAAUUGUUCAUGGCACCAUGCUGACGGUGCUGAAUGCCGGCCGAAGGUACCUGGGCUCCAGCGACCUAAGGGGGCGUGUCUUUGUGACCUCUGGCCUCGGAGGCAUGAGCGGAGCUCAGGCCAAAGCUGCCGUCAUUGCCGGCUGCGUUGGCAUAAUUGCAGAGGUGGAUGAGGCUCCUCUUAGGAAGAGACAUGAGCAGGGCUGGCUGAUGGAGGUCACCAGCAGCAUGGAACACUGCAUUAAAUGUAUCAGGGAGGCUAAGCGCACCAAGACGCCCCUCAGUCUGGGUUACCAUGGCAACAUCGUAGACCUGUGGGAGAGGCUGCUGUUGGAGUACAAGAGGACGGGGGAGCUCCUGGUGGACCUGGGGUCAGACCAGACCUCCCUUCACAACCCGUACAACGGAGGCUACUACCCAGUCCAGCUCAGCUUCCGCCAGGCAAACCAACUUAUGUCAACUGAUCCUAACCGUUUCCGAACCAUGGUCCAAGAAAGCCUCAGGAGACAAAUAAAAGCCAUCAACGAGCUGUCUGAUGCUGGUAUGUUCUUCUGGGACUAUGGCAAUGCAUUUCUCCUGGAGGCACAGAGAGCUGGAGCAGACGUCGAAAAGCCUGGUGGAGGAGCAACAGAAUUUCGUUACCCUUCUUACGUACAGCACAUAAUGGGGGACAUCUUCUCUUUGGGUUUCGGCCCGUUCCGCUGGGUGUGCACAUCUGGCGACCCCCAAGAUCUUACUGUAACAGAUGACAUCGCUGCUUUUGUCCUGGAGGAAAUUGGUGCCAACGUGACUGAUUGCAUCAGGCAGCAGUACGACGACAACAUCCGCUGGAUCAGAGAGGCUGGAAAACACAAAAUGGUUGUGGGAUCCCAAGCCAGAAUCCUCUACUCUGACCAGAGAGGAAGAGUCUGCAUUGCUUUGGCAAUCAACCAGGCUAUCGCUGAUGGAAGAGUUUCAGCUCCUGUGGUUAUUAGCAGAGACCAUCAUGAUGUCAGUGGCACAGACAGCCCCUUUAGAGAGACAUCGAAUGUGUAUGACGGAUCUGCUUUCUGUGCAGACAUGGCAGUCCAGAACUUUGUUGGUGAUGCAUUCAGGGGCGCCACAUGGGUAGCCCUGCACAACGGUGGUGGUGUUGGCUGGGGCGAGGUAAUGAACGGAGGAUUUGGUUUGCUGCUGGACGGCUCAGAGGAGGCGGCAAAGCGCGUCCAGCUGAUGCUCAACUGGGACGUCUCCAACGGGGUGGCUCGUCGCUGCUGGUCUGGAAAUUCUAAUGCCUACGAGACCAUCCAGCGUGCCAUGGAGGAGCACAGGCAGCUGCGUGUCACCAUGCCCUUCCCUGUGCAGGAUGAGCGUGUGCUGGAUCGGGCACUGCAAGGCUAGCCAACACUUAAGCACAGGUUAACAGCCACACAGGACAGGAAACCUACAGCUGUUAUCACUUCAUAAGAUGUGUCUGAAUCAGGCCUCAUCCAGCUGUUAAUAUGAAGCACUGCAGACUACUAGAAAUCACCCACAGACAGCUCAGCUCACUAAAACACCUGCAGUACUACAGUUAAUCACUGACAAUAAUGUUACACAAGUUGUUUCCUGUGAAGACACAGAAUGCAAAGCAGGCUACAAUACUGUGCUAGGCUGUGAUUUAAAGUACAAGACUAUAUUCUUUAUUUUUUGUGCUGAAAAUUAAACAGUAAGCCUGUACAAACUACA